AAGUCGGAAGCCAGGGACAUUGUACUCUGUAUUGUAAAAGCCAAAGCCAUCGCUCUUGAGGUUAUUCACAGUAUGGUCUUUGAGUCGUAAUGUCUUCCGUCAGCCAGCAAGUUUUCGGAUACAUUACAGCGUUGGCGCUGUGCCACUUAGCUCUAGCCGACAACGGUAACGGCGUCGUGGUCACAGCCAGGUCUAACGACGACUGUCAGGUAACACCGGUCAUUCACGUGCUCCAAUAUCCGGGGUGCGUGCCCAAGCCGAUACCGUCGUUCGCUUGUACGGGACGGUGCAGUAGUUAUCUGCAAGUUUCUGGUUCAAAAAUCUGGCAAAUGGAAAGGUCGUGCAUGUGCUGCCAAGAGAGCGGCGAGCGGGAAGCGUCGGUAUCGCUGUUUUGCCCUAAAGCCAAACAGGGUGAACGAAAAUUCAGAAAGGUGACGACGAAAGCACCGUUGGAAUGCAUGUGCCGCCCUUGCACCGGUAUCGAAGAAAGCGCGGUAAUACCUCAAGAAAUGUCCAAUUACGCCGCCGACGAACCACCGAUCAACGGCCAUUUUUCCAAAUCCGUUUAAGUAACAAUUUCUAAAUACACAUUCGAGUUGUCCGAAUUUUGUUUUUUUUUUGUAAACCGUCUAAAGAAAAUCUACACGAUAUUUUAAUAUUUUGUCUAAAUCACAUAUUAUUAUUAUACCAAACCCUAUACAAACCAUUGAAUUACCUAAAUAUAAACAUAUUA
This is a messenger RNA of Adelges cooleyi (spruce gall adelgid), 733 nucleotides long. RefSeq names its product bursicon (gene Burs). Gene Ontology annotation, biological process: animal organ morphogenesis. Gene Ontology annotation, molecular function: receptor ligand activity; BMP binding. The transcript has 4 exons. Lineage: Eukaryota; Metazoa; Arthropoda; Insecta; Hemiptera; Adelgidae. The record is from RefSeq and is a predicted model, not a curated record. The coding region runs from base 90 to 569 and encodes 159 amino acids.